Messenger RNA from Scaptodrosophila lebanonensis, 485 nucleotides. RefSeq lists its product as uncharacterized. The transcript has 2 exons. Lineage: Eukaryota; Metazoa; Arthropoda; Insecta; Diptera; Drosophilidae. The coding region runs from base 1 to 282 and encodes 93 amino acids. The record is from RefSeq and is a predicted model, not a curated record.
AUGAUGCUCAAUCCGAUAGAAGUCGUUUGUGUUUACGCGAUCCAGCCGAUAAUCGACUACCUCGGUUAUCUGAAGAAUGAGGUACACUUUGUCGUUUUUCUGGUUGCCACGGCACUAAUAGGCAUAGUACUGGGCCUCUUUCUUGGCAUUUUAACUAUUAUAUGGUACAAACUAACACGAUCUGCAGACGAAGCUAAGAAGGCUGCACUCUCGGCUGAGAAAGAGCAUUCAGAUCGUGUUGAGGAUGUUAUUGAGGAUUUAAUGAAAGAGAAGAAGGACUGAUGCACCUUUAAACUAUUUCAUUAAGAACCACAUGGAUGGCAAAUAAAAUUCAAGAAAACAGACAGAUAGACCGAUCAGCCUUUAGCCCGAAGGAUGAUCAACAUACUAUAUAGUUCUAACCUAGCCCUGAUAUAAUAAAUAUUCAACAUGCAAACUCUUUUCAACUGUAAUAAAGCAAUGUGGCAGUGUGGAAUAUAAAAGUA